Molecule: messenger RNA, 587 nt
Organism: Perognathus longimembris pacificus (Pacific pocket mouse)
Lineage: Eukaryota; Metazoa; Chordata; Mammalia; Rodentia; Heteromyidae
Product: 60S ribosomal protein L29-like
Biological process (GO): cytoplasmic translation
Cellular component (GO): ribosome; cytosolic large ribosomal subunit
Molecular function (GO): structural constituent of ribosome
Source: RefSeq, a predicted model, not a curated record
UCUUCCCCUUCCGGUCCCAGGCGCAGCGGCUCCUGUGGGCUGGCGGUUCAGACAUGGCCAAGUCCAAGAACCACACCACGCACAACCAGUCCCGGAAAUGGCACAGAAAUGGCAUCAAGAAACCCAGAUCACAAAGAUACGAAUCUUUAAAGGGGGUAGACCCCAAGUUCCUGCGGAACAUGCGUUUUGCCAAGAAGCACAACAAGAAGGGCUUUAAGAAGAUGCAGGCGAACAACGCCAAGGCCCUGAGCACGCGGGCCGAGGCCAUCAAGACGCUGGCGAAGCCCAAAGUCGUGAGCAACAAACGCAAACUGCCCGAGCAGCCCACCCGCAAGCUGCAGCUCCUCGCCUUCAUCGCCCACCCCAAGCUCGGGAAGCGCAUCCGUGCCUACAUGGCCAAGGGCCGCAGGCUUGCCACGCCCAAGGCCCCGUGGGCCCAGGCCAAGGCCAAGGCCCAAGCCAAGGCCCAGGCUGCAGCUGCAGCCGCUGGCUAGCACUCCAGCUCAGGCCCAGGCCGCAGCCCCUAAGGGAGCCCAGGCUCCAGCCCCUAAGGGAGCCCAGGCUGCUGCCCCUAAGGGAUCCCAAGC